AGGUGACGACUAGUGUCAUUCUCUCGUAGUAAUUUCAUAAUACGCCAUUUUCUUUGUGUGCAGUUAGUGAUCUUUUCACGAAAUAAAAAAUUUUUUUUUAAUCGUUCUAUCAACAAACAACUGCAGAAAAUCUUUAAAUUUAAAAAUGGCAUCACGUAAGAAAGUGCUACUCAAAGUUAUUAUUCUUGGAGAUUCUGGGGUUGGUAAAACAUCACUAAUGAAUCAGUAUGUAAACAAAAAAUUUAGUAACCAGUACAAAGCAACCAUUGGAGCUGAUUUUUUGACUAAAGAAGUUAUGGUUGACGAUAGGAUAGUUACCAUGCAGAUUUGGGACACUGCGGGACAAGAAAGAUUUCAAUCACUGGGAGUUGCAUUUUACCGAGGCGCUGAUUGUUGCGUGUUAGUGUUCGAUGUCGCAGCCCCAACGUCCUUUAAAUCAUUGGACUCAUGGCGAGACGAAUUUUUAAUCCAAGCAUCACCCAGGGACCCCGAUAAUUUUCCAUUUGUCGUGUUGGGUAAUAAAGUCGACCUUGAGAACAGAGCCGUCUCGAGCAAGAGAGCACACCAAUGGUGUCAAUCAAAAAAUAAUAUUCCGUACUUUGAAACGAGCGCUAAAGAAGCUAUUAAUGUCGAACAAGCUUUUCAGACGAUAGCCAAAAAUGCUUUGGCUCAAGAGAGUGAGGUUGAACUUUAUAACGAAUUUCCCGAUCAAAUAAAACUUACCAACGAUCAAAGAACUAAUGGCAAAGGUGACUCGUGUGCCUGCUAGAAUAUCACGGGACAAAUAUUAAUUAUGGUAACUCAUAAAUUAAAAAAAUAAAAAAAAAACAAAAAGAAAAAGUAAAAUAUAAAAAUAUAAACACAAAAAAAUCAGAUUGUCAGUGUGCUCUCUGCGUGUUUAAAAAUGUGAGGAUCAUCGCAACGAGGGUGAAAUUAAUAAACAAAAUAACAAUAAUAAUAAAUAAAUUAAUUAAUUAAAUAUAAUCACAGCAAUUAAAUAAAAAAAAGGAAAUUAAAUAAAUAAAUCUCGGUGCUUUGUUAACUCACUUAUAAAAUGAUAUAAUAAUUAAACACGAGAACAAAAGUAAUAAAAUAAGAGACCAGUUUUUUCAAAUGUACGAUAAAGUGAAUUGAAAAAAUAUUCGAUGAAUUUUUAUCUAGAUGCAAAUCGAUUAAUCGUUAAUAAUUAAAAUAAAAU
Microplitis demolitor is the source of this 1198-nucleotide messenger RNA. RefSeq names its product ras-related protein rab7 (gene Rab7). Bases 146 to 769 code for a protein of 207 amino acids. Gene Ontology annotation, molecular function: GTP binding; GTPase activity. The record is from RefSeq and is a predicted model, not a curated record. Gene Ontology annotation, cellular component: phagocytic vesicle; lysosome; late endosome. Gene Ontology annotation, biological process: endosome to lysosome transport; phagosome-lysosome fusion. The transcript is spliced from 5 exons. Lineage: Eukaryota; Metazoa; Arthropoda; Insecta; Hymenoptera; Braconidae.